CAGGUCAGUCGUCACUUGGACCAGACAUCCGAACCUCACAGGCCAGAAGACCAGAGUAGGGGCAGCUUCGUCCGAGGACGCCAUACGACUCAUACUGACAGACUUCCAGGACACGGGCGAGGAAGAUGAUGCUCCUGCUGCUGCCACUGCUCGCUCUGAGCUCCGUUGCGGUGGAGAUGACCGCGGCGCAGAGAAGCAGGGAAAGCGCCUGCGUGGAGGCGCUCGCCAAAGCCCUCCAGCUCGUCAGCAGAGAUGUCGACCAGCUCGCCAAUGACAUGCAAGCAGAGCACGACCCAAGCGAGCACACGUGGAGGAUUCUAUCAUCAGCAACUCCUCCAAUUCCCGCGAGCGAGCGCUGCGCGGCUCAGAAGCUGGCGCUGGCCUUCUACGAGAAGACGUUUCGCGCCGCGCACCUUUCCGUGGCCCCGUCCGAGAGCCUGGACGCGGUGCAGGACGCCCUCAUGAACGUCCACGCCAAACUGGGCAGCGAUGAAUGCAAUAAGAAGUGCUCUUUGCGUGGCUCCCCCGGCUCGCGAGCCAUGGAGAGCCUCAGGCAGAGAAUCAACAACGCUGCGGUCAAAAUCCUGGACCCCGUGGAGCUGCGGGUGGCGCUCACCGACAUCCGCUCGCUGAUCUAUCUCACUCGCCACGCUCACUCCAAGCGUGGCAAGAAGCGGCACACUUCCCGCAGGCGCUCGGGCGCCAUCAACAACGCGUGGCCGCGCAGGAGGGAGUGAUCGGAU
Molecule: messenger RNA, 743 nt
Organism: Lethenteron reissneri (Far Eastern brook lamprey)
Lineage: Eukaryota; Metazoa; Chordata; Hyperoartia; Petromyzontiformes; Petromyzontidae
Source: RefSeq, a predicted model, not a curated record